This is a messenger RNA of Cuscuta epithymum, 1748 nucleotides long. The record is from the annotation of a GenBank genome assembly. Lineage: Eukaryota; Viridiplantae; Streptophyta; Magnoliopsida; Solanales; Convolvulaceae.
CCGGCUGCGCAAGCCAACCACUCUCUUGGUCCCUCCUUCCCUCAACCGCCGUUCCCUAUAAAUGUGUGGAAGGAAAUGAUAGAAAGGGCAGAAAAACAAUCAGAACAAAAGAAAAUGGCAAAUAACGCUGGCGAGGAAAAAGAAGAGAAGCAGCAGCAUGAAGUUCCCCUCCUCACUCCUUAUAAAAUGGGAAAUUUUCAACUAUCUCACAGAGUUGUUUUGGCACCCCUUACAAGGCAGCGAUCUUACAAAAACGUCCCUCAGCCUCAUGCUAUUUUGUAUUACGCCCAGCGAACCACAAAAGGGGGUCUUCUAAUUGCAGAAGCAACUGGAGUUUCUAACACUGCCCAAGGAUAUCCGGAUACACCUGGUAUAUGGACAAAGGAGCAGGUUGAGGCCUGGAAGCCCAUUGUAGAUGCAGUACAUGCUAAAGGAGGAAUCUUUUUUUGCCAGAUUUGGCAUGUUGGCAGAGUUUCAAAUAGAGAUUUUCAGCCAAAUGGACAGCAGCCUAUCUCCAGCACAGACAGGGCAUUAACUCCCCAAGUCCGUUCCAAUGGCAUAGAUGUUGCUCAGUUUACACCUCCACAUCGAUUAAGGACCGAUGAAAUCCCUCAGAUCAUCAAUGAUUUCAGGCUUGCUGCAAGAAAUGCUAUUGAAGCUGGCUUUGAUGGAGUGGAGAUCCACGGGGCCCAUGGUUAUCUAAUAGACCAGUUUCUGAAAGACCAAGCCAACGACCGAACAGACCAGUACGGAGGCUCACUUGAGAACAGAUGCAGAUUCGCUCUUGAAAUAGUUGAAGCGGUUUCCAAUGAGAUCGGAGCAGACAAGGUUGGAAUAAGGCUCUCCCCCUUUGCUAACUAUAUGGAAUGUGGUGACUCGAACCCAAGCGCUUUGGGACUUUACUUGGCUGAAUCAUUAAAUAAGUAUGGCAUUCUUUACUGCCAUAUGGUUGAGCCAAGAAUGAAAACCGUUGGGGUGAAGUGUGAGUCCCCACACAGUCUUUUGCCGAUGAGAGCGGCUUUCAAAGGAACUUUUUUAGUGGCUGGUGGCUAUGGUAGGGAAGAUGGGAACAAAGCCAUUGCUGAAAACCAUGCUGAUCUUGUGGUUUAUGGCCGCCUGUUUCUGGCUAAUCCAGAUUUGCCAAAGAGGUUUGAGAUCAAUGCCCCUCUGAAUGAGUAUAACAGAGAAACGUUCUAUAUCUCCGACCCAGUUGUUGGGUAUACAGACUAUCCGUUUCUUGAAACCACACCUUUGUAAUAAUGCUUGAUGUCAUUCAGAGCUCAAUAUAUUCUCUGCAUAUCUUCUUUUCUCCAUCAAUAAUAAGAUUGUGACAUUCUGUAGACUAGGACCAGUUCCGAAACGAACAGUUUGGAGUAAGGGUAAUGGGGGAACUGGAACCUUGCUGUUCUAAAUUGGAUCAAAUUUCAGUGAGUUCACGUUUUUAGCCAAUCAAAAAAGUAAAAAAAUAUCGAAACGUGUCAGUUCUGGCCCUACACACAUAUGUGCAUAUAGAUAGUACAUUAUUAAGGUGUGAUGCUCCCUCAUACAUAUAUGUAUUUAUGUGUGUGAAUGUUUACAAAUAUCUGUCCAUAUAUGUGUGAUUAAGGCAACAGUGGGGUAGCAAGGAGGGACUCGACGGUGUUUCAGCCCCCCAAAAAAUUCUGCAUGUAUUAUGUGUAUAUAAAAAAAAUACGUAGUACUUGUAAACUAUAAAAAUAAAUUUAUGAAUUUAUGGAACUUCUUGUUAG